Messenger RNA from Meloidogyne enterolobii, 249 nucleotides. The record is from the annotation of a GenBank genome assembly. NCBI's taxonomy places the organism in Eukaryota, Metazoa, Nematoda, Chromadorea, Rhabditida, Meloidogynidae.
AUGAUCGGUCCGUCUGGUCCAAGAGGAUUGCCUGGAAUUGACGGCCCACAAGGACCACAAGGAAGAAAAGGCGCACAAGGAGAAGCUGGAAGAGUUGGGACACCUGGAACGACUGGUCCUCCCGGUCCAAUCGGCGAAUCUGGAGAUGAUGGACACAAAGGUGUAUGCCCAACAUAUUGUGCCAUGGAUGGUGGAGUAUUUUUUGUUGAACCGCCCGAAUGGUUUUUUAAAAAUAAACGAAAUCGGUGA